CACAAACAGAUAUAACACUCAAAUCGACUUCCUCAUCAGCCAUCACUCCUAAAGUUCACCCCGUUCUCUCAUGUCUUCUUGUAUCAAUACCUUAAAUGACCACCAGUCCUUCUACGGAACGCCGCCGCCGGCGAGCCCCCGCAUAUCCUUCUCCAGCGAUCUCGUCGCAGAUGCAAAACCUCCUCCUAGGGACAUCGUAACGCCCGACCCAACCUUCGAGUUUGCCGUCGGAGUCCGGCCCAUGAUCUCCGCCGACGAACUCUUCUUCAAGGGCCGCAUGGUUCCGCUGAGCACGGGCCCGUCGGCAAUGGUCACCACUCUCCGAGAUGAGCUCGGGGCCCUCCAGAAUGGUGGGGAGGGUGGCCAGCAGCCCAGGGGCUUCGUUCGUUGGAAGGAGUUCUUGGGCCUUAAACGUGCCAGCAGCGCACAGUCGGCCCGAAAGAACGAUAAUUCCGAUAACUCUUCCGCCGCCGCUGACGUCGCCGGAGAGAUGUGCCGGAAAAAUCAUGCAGGAAGCGCAAAGAAGGAGCUAUAAGGCUGGAGCAGAAGUGAAGGAAAUGUUCCAUAAACCGAAAAAAAAAAAUUGCAGACGACAUUUUCAUGAAUUCUUGUUCAGAACAUUCAGGGUACGGCAUACUAUGCAAAACUUAAGGGCGACCUAUUCUGCAUUAAAAUGCGUGCCGGAUGGGUGUUUUGUGCCAGAUUGGAUGAGGAUGUUCAGAGCGAAUUAUUUUUU
Molecule: messenger RNA, 736 nt
Organism: Phalaenopsis equestris
Lineage: Eukaryota; Viridiplantae; Streptophyta; Magnoliopsida; Asparagales; Orchidaceae
Exons: 2
Coding region: 71-535 (154 amino acids)
Source: RefSeq, a predicted model, not a curated record